Molecule: messenger RNA, 750 nt
Organism: Penicillium salamii
Lineage: Eukaryota; Fungi; Ascomycota; Eurotiomycetes; Eurotiales; Aspergillaceae
Source: the annotation of a GenBank genome assembly
AUGGCGGCGCCACCUCGACAUGCGACAAUGCUAUCCAUCAGCAAUGGGGACAAACCAGCACAGGCUCAACCUCAAACACAACAGACCACACUACCACAAUCCCCAGGGCUCCGUGUACCCUCCAAUCGCAAGACCAUUUACGACCGACACCUGAACCGCAGUCGCAAUGCGGAGUCCAGCAGGGCAAGCUUCGCCUUUCUCUUUGGGGAGAUGGUCACAUACGCCCAACGGAGGGUAACCGGCAUCCAAGAUCUAGAGAAACGUCUCAACGAACAAGGCUACCCUCUCGGCCUCCGUCUCCUCGACCUCCUCUUCUACCGCUCAACCUCGACAUCCUCAUCCGCCCUCUCAAGCUCCUCAACUUCCUCAUCACCCCCGAACAGACCCCUCCGCAUCAUCACCCUGCUACAUCUGAUCCACGGUCCUCUCUGGCGCCUCCUGUUCGGCCGUGCCGCAGAUGCGCUCGAACACUCUGUGUCCCCAGAUACCCCGAAUGAGUACAUGAUUACAGACAAUGACCCACUGGUCAACACGUAUAUUAGCGUGCCGCGGGAAAUGAGCAUGCUCAACUGUGCGGCUUUUGUCGCUGGUAUUAUCGAGGGUGUCUGUGACGGAUGUGGCUUCGAGACCAAGGUCUCUGCCCACAAUCAGCCCACGGAUCUGUGGCCCAGUCGCACGGUGUUCCUGGUCCGGUUUGGAGAUGCUGUUAUGGAGAGAGAGAAGGUGCUAGAACGGUCGGGCGUCAAAUAA